GUGGUCGAUUUUUAAUCAGUUUUCAACGAGCAGAACAUUAAGGUCGAGCAUUGUCUGAAGAGGUUAUUGUUUUUAACACCUUCGUUACCGUGUUAGUAUUUUGUUGACUAGCGAUAAUUUGUGGAUCUCUAGAGUACUUGAGGAACUUCGUUUAAUUAAGAACUUCAGAAACUUAGACAAUUUGUUUUUCUUACUUCAACUUUUCUUUAUUAACGAUUUUCCUGCUUCGAAAAUUAUGCUUCAUCUGCGAGGCACUUACUCAAGGAAACUGGUACACACUGAAUUUGCAAAUCUUUCACUCGGAUAUCUAAUUUUUCAGUUUGGUGAAACUCAAAUCAAGCGAAUGGUUCGCAUACUGCGUUCGACUGUAAUGGUGCGCGUUGGAGGUGGGUGGGAAGCUCUGGAUAUCUUUCUAUCAAAGCAUGAUCCGUGCAGGGCCAGAGGUCGCCUUAAUAUUGAAAUGUUCUACAAGGAUGUCGCACCAAGUAAUGCAAUCGACACUAUGCGCGCUUUCACUAAAGGACGGCACAGAAGCACGGCUAGUAAAAAUGUUACGUCUGGGCCCGUAAUGAAGGUACGAGAGAAGACGGAACGAAGCAUUCCGAUGUUUUCCCAGCGACAAGACGUAAAGGAAAACCAGAUGGGUGAGGCAAAUUUCUGUUGUCCAAAACUAGUAAGGUGA
This is a messenger RNA of Angiostrongylus costaricensis, 682 nucleotides long. Lineage: Eukaryota; Metazoa; Nematoda; Chromadorea; Rhabditida; Metastrongylidae. The record is from the annotation of a GenBank genome assembly.